Molecule: messenger RNA, 2662 nt
Organism: Pectinophora gossypiella (pink bollworm)
Lineage: Eukaryota; Metazoa; Arthropoda; Insecta; Lepidoptera; Gelechiidae
Gene: Sam-S
Product: S-adenosylmethionine synthase
Exons: 11
Coding region: 376-1590 (404 amino acids)
Biological process (GO): S-adenosylmethionine biosynthetic process
Cellular component (GO): cytosol
Molecular function (GO): ATP binding; methionine adenosyltransferase activity
Source: RefSeq, a predicted model, not a curated record
UCGGUCGCGGGUGGACACAUACAUAAACUCACCGGUCUCAGUAAACUGCAUUAUUCCUUUACAGAAUUUCGACUAACAUAGUGGACUUAUCUGUUACUUUGUGAAUAUUACAAGAAAAUUGAAUCCUACUUAUUCCUUUCAACGUUCAUAAAAAAAGGAUCAAUCAAAACCAAAACAAUAUAUUUCCACCAAUAACAUAACACUGAUAAGUCAGCUGCAGAACGAGCGCUUGUUUCUGAUUGGUGGAUAUCGGCGCUGGUGUGACGUCUCUCCGACCUUAUAAAUAUCAGCGCGAACUCGAACCGACCUCUUUUCCACAGUGUUAAUUUAGGGGGCUUCUAUCGUGUUAUUUUUGUGAGCUAACUCUAAUUCAGAAUGCCGGAGACUUCAAAAAUGAAUGGAUAUGCAAAAACAAAUGGCCACAGCUAUGAUAUGGAAGAUGGAUCAGUGUUUUUGUUUACAUCAGAAUCUGUCGGCGAGGGACAUCCAGACAAAAUGUGCGAUCAAAUCAGUGACGCUAUCCUUGACGCACACCUUAGACAAGAUCCUGAAGCAAAAGUAGCAUGUGAAACCGUGACAAAAACGGGGAUGGUCCUUUUGUGCGGCGAGAUCACCUCUAAAGCAAAUGUUGAUUACCAAAAAGUCGUAAGGGAGACUGUGAAGCACAUUGGCUAUGACGACUCUUCCAAAGGUUUUGAUUGGAGAACGCUAAAUUUAUUAGUGGCUAUUGAAGAACAAAGUCCGGAUAUAGCAGGCGGGGUUCAUGUGUCCCGUGAGGAACUUGACAUUGGGGCUGGCGAUCAGGGCUUGAUGUUCGGUUACGCGACAGAUGAGACUGAAGAAUGCAUGCCCUUGACAGUGGUUCUGGCACACCGACUCAACCAGAAAAUCGCAGAGCUGCGACGAAACGGAGAGUUCUGGUGGGCUCGUCCUGACUCCAAAACUCAGGUGACUUGCGAGUACAUCUUCGCCGGCGGCGCCACUGUGCCGCAAAGGGUGCACACAGUCGUCGUCUCACUCCAGCAUUCUGAGAAGAUCACACUGGAGACACUCCGCGAGGAAAUCAAAGAGCGUGUGAUCAAGGAGGUGAUCCCCGCACAGUACCUCGACGAGAGAACCGUCGUGCACAUCAACCCUUGCGGCCUGUUCAUCAUCGGAGGACCUCAGUCGGACGCAGGCCUGACAGGGCGCAAGAUCAUAGUGGACACGUACGGCGGGUGGGGCGCGCAUGGAGGCGGAGCAUUCUCCGGCAAAGACUUCACUAAAGUGGACCGCUCAGCCGCCUACGCCGCGCGCUGGGUGGCCAAGUCGCUCGUCAAGGCGGGCCUGUGCCGCCGCUGCAUGGUCCAGGUUGCAUACGCCAUCGGCGUGGCGGAGCCGCUAUCCAUCACGGUGUUCGACUACGGAACCUCGCACAAGACCCAACAGGAGCUACUUGCCAUCGUUAAGAAGAACUUCGACCUCCGGCCGGGCAAAAUCGUCAAGGAGUUGAACCUCAGAGCACCAAUCUACCAGAAGACGAGUACAUACGGCCACUUCGGGCGAGAGGGCUUCCCGUGGGAGAGCCCGAAGCCGCUGGUCGUAGAAUGACUUCGGUCGUGAGCUUUUAGAACAUUGUAAAUAUUCCACCAGUAUAUAAACACUUAUCUAGGUGUGUCUAUGUAGCGAGAACGCGGGCGAGUCCUCGCGUCGCUGUUUACACGGUUUAUGUUCUCGAACCUCUGCGCUGUACCCGCCAGUCAGACUCGGCGGCUACAUCCACGAGAUUCGAUAUAAUAUUAAGUAUUCACUAGAUAUUAGACACAUAGGUAUAACAAGGUGCCGUCAUUACUGAAUUUGAGUUAGUUCAGGGGUAUAUACGGCAGUCCUAUCGUUUAAGUUUACAUUUUUAAGUUGAUGAAUUUUGUGAUGUAUUUUGUAAUUUUAUUGUAAAGUAGGUAUUGAAACUAUAACAUGAACUAUCCAGUGACUUCAUAUUUUAUUGCUUGAGAAUUAUGAUAUUUGAACUGACUUAAAUGAUGGACUGCCAGUCUCGAAUGUUCAUUCAUUGUGAGCUUUACAACGUAAGUAAUAUUGUCAGUAGAGUAGACUACUUCCCUGGGUGCGUCACAGUGGAGCGAGUGCAGGCGAGACGCAGACAUCUGUCUCGCUCACACUCGCUCACUGCAAAUGUAGUGCUGCGUGGAGAGGCGGUCCCCGGUUACAUUUUGUUUAAGCCGACAUAUAGCUGUAUUUAUUACAUUUAAGUAUCAGUGUACUGCCUCCUAGUGCUAUAAAUGAAUAGAUUUUUUAGACAUUUAUGGAGCCGUCUCCCGCGCAGCACAAUUUGUGUUGUGUUUCUGAAAAGGAAUGACGUGGAAAAGAGCCAUUUUGAAAACACACCGAUUCCUCCAGGGCAGUAGUGCACUGUGCAUUUAAUUCACCUUACAGAUAGAAUUCGCCGGUAGACAUAAUUAGGCGAAAUGCUAACCGUACAUUUAUGACAUUAGGGAUUAGCGUUUUAACUAUUUCGUAGCGCGGUUAGUAAGUAUUCGUGACUAUAUUUUGAUCUGUUUGGACCGAUUAAAGUUUGCAAUUAACGUACUGUGGAUUAUCGAUUUGUCAGAUUGUGGAAUUUAAAACUAAUAAAUCGUGUUCUCCCGCCACAUUAUCGGGAACAAAA